Molecule: messenger RNA, 3155 nt
Organism: Xiphophorus maculatus (southern platyfish)
Lineage: Eukaryota; Metazoa; Chordata; Actinopteri; Cyprinodontiformes; Poeciliidae
Gene: stx3b
Product: syntaxin-3-like
Exons: 10
Coding region: 392-1270 (292 amino acids)
Biological process (GO): exocytic insertion of neurotransmitter receptor to postsynaptic membrane; synaptic vesicle fusion to presynaptic active zone membrane; intracellular protein transport
Cellular component (GO): postsynapse; presynaptic active zone membrane; endomembrane system
Molecular function (GO): SNAP receptor activity; SNARE binding
Source: RefSeq, a predicted model, not a curated record
GCUAGAAAAGUGCGUUUUAGAAUGAUUAGUGGUGGGCAGCGCAGAGGCAGAUUAUACGGCUCCACACAACUGUUGUUUUAAUCCCCUGGAAGAAGAGAUUUAGCAAGAAAAACCCCAGCCUUUAAACCCAGCAGCCAUAUUGUAUGGAAAAGCGACGGGAAGACUCUAAUUUUCAGAAGAAAAAAAAAAAAAAAACUCCGCUCCUCAGAGACCUGCAGGAGUUUGGGGGAGUUUUAAAUUUCCUUUCACAGGUUGUUGGGUUUCUGCUGCACAGCCUAGCUCUGCAGCUGGCUGAGGAAUCCAGGCGCUGGGAAUAGUUUUCCAACCAAUUUGUUGGUGCAAUAUUGGUGUUGUCUUUUUGGAUUUGAACUGUUAUAUUACACAACUAAUAAUGAAGGACCGAUUGGAACAGCUGAAAGCGACUUGUGAUCAAGAUGAUGAGGAGGUGGAGAUCGCUGUGGACAACGCAGCCUUCAUGGAUGAGUUCUUCUCUCAGAUUGAAGACAUCAGGAACAGUAUUGAUAAAAUUGACGAGAACGUGGCUGAAGUCAAAAAGCUUUACUCAGUCAUCCUGUCGGCUCCCACGUCGGAUCAGAAAACACAGGAUGACUUGGAAUCAAUUACUAAUAACAUAAAGAAGAUGGCCAACAAUGCAAGAAACAAACUCAAGACCAUUGAGAGAAAUCUGGAGUCGGAGCAGCAGGAGAGGGUGUCAGCUGAUAUGCGGAUACGUAAAUCGCAGCAUGCAGUGCUGUCCAGGAAGUUUGUUGAGGUCAUGACAAAGUAUAACGAAGCUCAGGUGGACUUCAGGGAGAGGAGUAAAGGACGUAUUCAGAGACAACUUGAGAUAACUGGACAAGCGAAGACAGAUGAAGAGCUGGAGGAGAUGUUGGAAAGUGGAAAUGCUGCCGUUUUCACUGCUGGGAUUGUGGACUCUGGGAUCUCAAAACAAGCUCUGAGUGAGAUUGAAUCCAGGCAUAAAGAUAUUGUCCGUCUGGAAAGUAGCAUCAAAGAGCUGCAUGACAUGUUUGUAGACAUCGCCAUGCUGGUGGAGAGCCAGGGGGAAAUAAUUGACAACAUAGAGCAGAAUGUAUCCCAGUCAGUGGAUCACAUUAUUAAGGCGAAGGAGGAGAUUAAAAGAGCUGAAAGGUACCAGAGCAAGGCCCGCAAGAAAACUGUGAUUAUAGUGGUGGUUGUGGUGAUCUUACUGGCAUUGAUAGCGCUCAUAAUCGGGUUGUCAGUAGGAUUGAAAAACAGAGGAGCUGUUUGACUAAAAGAAGAGAUGUUGGUGAGUAAUUUUGGAGAAAAUCUUCAGUGUAGUGCUGUAACAAGUGGGAAGGAGGCAUGCUUUGGAAAAGAGGUUUCUUUUAGACUUGAAUGAGUGUGUUUUCUCCAAAACACACUCAAAUAAGCUGGGAGCUUAUUUGAUGUGUAGGUGUGUGUGUGUGUGCGUGUGUGUGUUGGCAUUUCUGGUCACUGCUAAAUGACUUGGUGUUAGUGGAGAGUUGGUUUGAUCUGCGAGGGAUUUAAAUGCUCCUGCUCUCUGUCACUAACUCUCCCUUCAUUGGGUCUCUGUCUCUCCCCUUCUGUAGAAGAUGAUCUUCAUCGGUGUGUGCUGUGCUGUGGUUUUAGUCGUCAUCCUCAUUAUCAUCCUCACUCAGACACUAUGAUGGGACCGCCGGAUCCCUGCCAUCAUCAUCGUGUGUUUUCUUCACCCAGAUCAUCCAUUUUGUUUCAUCAUCUGCUCAAAAAAAAGGAUUCAAAUUCCUGCGUAUGGAUCAGAGCUGCUGGUGUUAAAAAAAAAAAAAAGGGGGAAGAUGAUCUUUUGUGACUUCUUCAGUUCCAGACAAUCUACGGACGCUCUGAUGAGGAAAUGAGAACUGCAAUGCGGCUCACUACCUGCUUACACCUCUGUGGAAGCAACAAAAAGGGAACUGGGAAAAUAACUGACUGUUUCAUCACCUCUCCAACACCAAACAUUUCAUUGUUUUUAACAUUUGAUGCCAAAGUUGCACCCCUGUGUGUGUUUGUCCUAAGCUGUUCUUUAAACCAUGCAGGAGCACACACACACAUACACACCCCCACCCCCAGAUCCACUCUUCUUGCCUUAAUGAGCCUUGACACAUAUUACUACUUUAAAAGCUACUGAAUGUUUGCUUCUCCAGGUUAUGGUUGUUUUUAGAGAGUUCCAGCACUUUCACUGUUAAAAAUAUUGAAUUAAGCUAAGGUUUACGUAAUUAUAUUGUAAAUAACAGAAGUCAUAUUUGUGCACUGUUGACAGUCGUGUAAGAAAAUGUUCUUUUUCAAAUAUGAAGGACGACACAUUUCAGCAACAUUUGAAAGAAAAGACUAACAAGUAAUCCAUUGCCUUGAGAAGGUGCCUUAAAUUUAAUGUUGGCAAAUGGACUGUAAUAGAAACUGUUAAUGUGCUACCAAAGAGUUUGCAGACUUGAAUUAACACUAGUAAAUAUUUUUUUGAUUUAAGAAGUUUUUACAUAAAAGGGACAAUUAAAUCAUAAGGAAAGUAACAGCUCUUUUUAGGUGUAUUAAGUGAUUGUUUCCUCUGUAAACGUAAAGCUAAGCUGCCAGUUUAUGAAGUGCAUCCAUUCAAUUUUCUGUUAGAAUGAUGUCCAGAGCCAUUUUUUCUUCAUGUUUAUACAAUUAUUUUGUCAUCAUAUAAUUUACAAAGACUUCAAUAAUCAUUUUUAAUUAUAUAUACAUGAAUUGAAAUGAAAAAGUAACAUUAUGGAGCUUUUAUUUUAAUUUUAAAUAUUGUAUAAUGAGGUGAACUUCAUAAGCUGGUAGUUAAGUAGCAUUUUUAUUGGGCACCAUUAUUUUUUCUCUGUAGAUAAUAUUGCAGUCUGACAGUUUACAAAACAUUACAUUGGCUUUAGCACUUACGGUAAAGAAGGUGGUUGUGAGUUGUGUGCAUAUAAAGGCGAGAUGUCAUUUCAGUCAGUCAACAGGAGCCAAAGCAUUUUCUUUCUUUACAAGAUUCUGUGUCUUUACACUUUCAGGAAAUACUUGAAAUCAGCGUCCAGCAUGAUUUUUGUGGCCAUGCAGGUCACCGAAGGAAGAGUGGGGAAAAUUUAACCUUGUUGCACAUUUCUUAUGUCAAAUAUUUCAAAAGAAUUAAAGAUUUGUUUUUUUCUUAA